Molecule: messenger RNA, 951 nt
Organism: Lizanozyma spartinae
Lineage: Eukaryota; Fungi; Ascomycota; Pichiomycetes; Serinales; Debaryomycetaceae
Gene: RPN11
Product: proteasome regulatory particle lid subunit
Exons: 1
Coding region: 1-951 (316 amino acids)
Biological process (GO): protein deubiquitination; proteasome-mediated ubiquitin-dependent protein catabolic process
Cellular component (GO): proteasome regulatory particle, lid subcomplex
Molecular function (GO): protein binding; metallopeptidase activity; proteasome binding
Source: RefSeq, a predicted model, not a curated record
AUGGAAAGAUUACAAAGACUACUUGGAUCGGGAGGAGCAAUGAACGCUGGUCUUGGCGAUGUUCCUCCAACACAAGGAGAUGGGCCAUCCAUUGAUAAUGCUGAAACUGUUUACAUUUCAUCAUUAGCCUUACUUAAGAUGUUGAAACAUGGAAGAGCUGGUGUUCCUAUGGAAGUUAUGGGGUUAAUGUUGGGAGAAUUUGUUGAUGAUUUUACUAUUCAUGUUAUUGAUGUUUUCGCUAUGCCUCAAAGUGGUACUGGGGUUUCUGUUGAAGCCGUUGAUGAUGUUUUCCAAGCUAAAAUGAUGGAUAUGUUAAGACAAACAGGUCGUGAUCAAAUGGUUGUAGGAUGGUAUCACUCACAUCCUGGGUUUGGAUGUUGGUUAUCAUCUGUUGAUGUUAAUACUCAACAUUCGUUUGAGCAAUUGAACAAACGUGCUGUUGCAGUGGUUAUUGAUCCUAUACAAAGUGUUAGAGGUAAGGUUGUUAUUGAUGCCUUUAGAACCAUUGAUACCACAACUCUUAUGUUGGGACAAGAACCUAGACAAACCACAUCCAAUGUUGGUCAUUUGAAUAAACCUCCGUUACAAGCGUUAAUGCACGGAUUGAAUAGAGUGUACUAUUCAUUGAAUAUUGAUUAUCACAAGACUUCAAAUGAAACAAACAUGUUACUUAAUUUGCAUAAGAAGAAUUGGCAAUCUGGGUUGAAAAUGGUGGAUUACAAUCAUCAAGAACACGAGAACUUGGGAGAUGCACAGAAGAUGGUUAAGAUUGCUGAGCAAUAUAAUACUAGAAUCAAGGAAGAAAGAGAAUUGACUCCAGAACAGUUGAAAACAAGGUAUGUUGGUAAACAAGAUCCUAAGAAGCAUUUGUUGGAUACUGCUGAUAAGUUGAUUGAAGAGAAUAUUACACUGUUAUUAACGGGUAAUGUCAAUGCCUUGGCCAUUCAAUAG